UGACGAUCGACAAAAAUAUCCCGAAAAUAAAUAAAUUCGUUCAAAAAAAAAAAAACGAGUGCAAAACGCGCUGGGAAAUUGCACUUGUUUCUCUGGUUAAAGUUCUUAAUAAAUCCCGUGUGAAAAUCCAUUGUGAAAUCCAAUUCUUUCAAAAUGUCGAUGGAUCCAACAGUUAACUUGGAAGAUCUAGAGCGCCGUCGCCGUCGUCCCAGCUCUGUACGGAAAGUCUCACAGACUCCUCAACCUCCGCCACAUUUGGCCGAUUCCGAGGCCAUGGCUGUCAUCAAUGAGAUAUUCAAUCCCACACUGAAAUUACCUGAGAGUAGUGGACACUAUACGCUGCCAGAGGAGAUGAGUGCCGAUGAUCAGGUGGCACCUCGUGAUUUGGACAUUGCCAAGCUGGCAGAGCUCAAAGAAGUGUUUUCGCUCUUCGACACGGACUGCGAUGGUCUGAUAUCCAAGGAUGACUUACGUUUCACUUAUACGGCCUUGGGUAACGAGCCCAAUGAACAGCUGCUGGAACAAAUGAUGCAAGAGGCCCAUGAACCUCUGGACUAUGAGGCAUUUGUUCAAUUGAUGUGUCGACGUACCCAAGAAUUAGAUCCGGAGGCCGUUCUUCUUGAGGCAUGGAGCAAAUGGGAUGACCAUGGCACGGGCAAAAUCGAAGAACGCAAAAUCUACGAAGAAUUGACCAACUAUGGUGAUAAAAUGACCCUUAGCGAGGCCAAAGAGGCACUCAGUCAUGCACCCAUGGCCAAGCCAAAGUCACUGGAGGAGCCACCGAUGAUUGAUUAUUUCGCCUUUUGUCGUAUGCUUGGAGGCAUGCGUAAAAGAAAAGGCGAAUAGUCAACGAUAAAUCGUGUUCCUGAUAUUAACAGAAUUGACUAAAAGCUGCUAAAAUAUCUUUCAUUUUGCUUAUAAAAGUCGGAACAGUUUAAAAAACAUUGUUACAUAAGCAAAUCUUAACGCUCUUCCAUUUAUCCAUCCAAUCAAUUAUCAUUUAUCCAUCUAAAAGUCUUAAAUUUACUAAUCCCAUUUUAAUUUUGUCUAUUGUAGAUGCAACUCCUUAAGAUAGGCUAUCCUAAUUACCACUUGCCGUAGCCCAUACAUAUUUCUAUGUUGCACAAAUGAAAAACCGAAAAAAAUUAACCUUAACGCCAACUUCUGUUCGACUUUUUAUCAAAAUAAAUCGUGAAGAACCAAACA
Molecule: messenger RNA, 1206 nt
Organism: Drosophila willistoni
Lineage: Eukaryota; Metazoa; Arthropoda; Insecta; Diptera; Drosophilidae
Product: calmodulin-A
Exons: 4
Coding region: 154-846 (230 amino acids)
Biological process (GO): post-embryonic development; locomotion
Cellular component (GO): cytoplasm; myosin II complex
Molecular function (GO): myosin heavy chain binding; calcium ion binding
Source: RefSeq, a predicted model, not a curated record